Molecule: messenger RNA, 570 nt
Organism: Eurytemora carolleeae
Lineage: Eukaryota; Metazoa; Arthropoda; Copepoda; Calanoida; Temoridae
Exons: 5
Coding region: 133-552 (139 amino acids)
Source: RefSeq, a predicted model, not a curated record
AUUCAAAUAAAGCAAAUUUUUGAAUGUGAAUUAAAGAUUAUUUUUGUUAGGUUGUUGGUGUUUGUGUCUGUCUUAGUUUCAGUGUCUGUUGGUGUGCAAGGGUCUAGCACAGGACCGCCAGUAUGUGCCCUGAUGCCCGGGCACCAUGUGGAACCUCUGAAACGGGAUUGGAAAAAACUAUUUAAAGUUGAAUUCUUCCCGAUUCAUGAGAGCGAGCUCUCCUGCAGGAAUAAUUGUGAGAAAAAAUCUCCGAACGGAUUGUACAUUAUUAUCAGCGCCAUCCCACAACUUGACUCUCCACUUCCGCAUUUUAUCAAGGGUGCCUCUUGUAUGGUGAUAAAGAAGCCUGAUGAUAAAGGACAUGACCCUAUUGAGUUCCCAUACAUAAAUAGAAACCUUAAACUUAAGAAACUGGACUGCCCGAACGGAGAACUCAUGUUGGGUCAUAGGGAUGCCAGUAACAAGGAGACGGUCAGCUUCUUUAUUAAGAACAAUCUACACUAUGAAGAGAAAAAGGAACAGAGGUUUAGAUGUACUCUUGUCACCGAGUAAGAUUUUUUAUUAAGAUAU